AUGGCAAGAAGUUCCACUCCUAAUAGUAGUAGUAGUGGGGGUAAGAAACUCUUGAAUAAAAAUCAAUUGUUCAAAAGAAAUAAAAUUGCCAAUGCAAGAAUCAUUAGGUCACAAGCUGUGACUUAUUCAUUAAAGGAUAAGAGUAAUGAUUCAGAGGUGAAGGAGCUCUCCGAAUCUGGAGGGAUGUUGAAUGUUAACACAUUCAUUGAUUCAAGAUCGUAUGAAAUUAAACAAUUGCAAUUGGCAAUUCAUAACUCGAAAAAUUCAAACUCUACAAGAGUGUUUCAAGAUUUACCAAGAAAACUACGUAGAAGAACUGCCUCUCAUAAUGUAAGAAGAAUUCCUAAACGUUUAAGAAAUAGAGCCAUUAAAGAAAUGUUGAAGACUGAUCAACAAACCAUUAAGAAAAAAAAAUCAAAUAAUUCACAAAAGAAUGGGUUGACAUCCAGACAGCUGUAUAGGGCCAAAAUGUCUGUUAAAUUGUUAAGAUUAGCCACUAAAACGAUGGCUUUGAAAUUAUCAUUACCCGAUGAACUAUUAGGUUCAAGAACUGUUAAUUUACGUUCCAAAAUUAAAGCUUUACAGAAUUUGAUUAAAAAUCAAAAAAAUGCUAAAAAAAAUACCAAAAAUUCUUCAAUUGCCAUUUUAAAUAAUCAAUUAGGUUGUUAUGAUAAUACAGGUAUAAAUGAAUUAGCACCAAAACUUAAAGGUAGAAUUAAAUAUAUAAAAAGACAAUCUGAUUUCAUUUGGUUGACAACUCAUGUUUGGAAUGCUAAAAGAUGCCAUAUGAUUAAACGAUGGGGGUAUCAAAUACCUUGGUCUCCAACUCAGAAAUGUUUUAGAUUGGCACAUAGAAUUGGUAAUGAUGUGGCUAAAUCAGACGGUGCUCUUGUUCAAGACACUUCAUUCAUUGGUACAUUAAUAUUAAUUCAUAAAGAUUCCGCCAUAUUAAUAAAUAUUAUUUCAAGAUUAAUAAAUCAAAAAAAAAUAUCUUCCAAAUAUAUUCAAUCUUCGUAUUGGUUUUCAGGAUUAUGCUAUGAUAUAAACUCUAAUGAUUUGGAAAUAUUGGGUUCAGUAGAACUAUUAUGGCUAAACCCAACAAAAGUUAUGAUCAGAUUACAUCCUUCCAUCUAUGCGACAGUAUUCAAACUUUUACAACAAUUGGAUGAUAAAGAUUUGAUUUUAAAUGAUUGCCGUUAUUCUCUUGGUAGUAUUACUAUUAAAGGUGCAAAAUCUUUGACCGCAUUGUCUUCUAUCUUAAGAACACCUACUAAUGAUUCACAAUCUUUUAAACUUUUUAAAAAAAUUGCCUCUAUUACUGAUUCAUCAGUUUUACCCAAACGUUGCUUAUUCGGAUUAAAUGCAAUAGAUCCAAGGUUUUUAAAUAAACCUCAGCCUUUAACAAAAGAAAGUAUUUCUAUUGAUGAUAUAAUUGAAUUGAAUAACAAAUUUAUUGACUCAUCUAUUAAAGAUGAAUAUAAUCAAGUAGUAGAUGAUUUAACAAAUCCUUCAAAGAGAAAUGAGUCUUAUAAGAACUUUUCAACUUUAAAACAAUUGGCAAGAAGACGCCAAAGUUUAUUAUCUCAUCCUAACCAAAACUCAAAUUUUCAUUUCAAUAAUACGAUACAAUUCAAUCCUAAAAGAGAUAGUUCGAUUCCACUUCUCUUAAUCAGAAGACCAAAAGAAAAUGAUUGGGUAUUAAUAGUUCCUUGGUUUUGGAUUUUACCAUUUUGGUAUCAAUUGAAUAGAAUUUCAAGAAUUCAUCAUUCUGGAUUAAGACAAUUUCAACAAUUAAAUUUUGAAAGGAAAAAAUUAUAUUUCCCUGAUGAUUAUCCAUUCACUAAGAUUGGAUAUUUGGAAAAUUCCUUAUAUAAAAGCCAAGCAUCAAGACUAAGAUGGGAAAAAAAACCACUAAGUAAAAGAGUAAAUUAUUCCAAGAUAAAAGAUAUACAUAGGAUUGAUACAGUGGGAAAUCAAAAAGUAGAAUUAUUGAACUUCAAUACAGGUGAAUUGGGUGAUUAUUUCAGUUGUGAUUGGAAAUUUUUACAGAUUUUACAUAAUGGUAUUAAAUACUUAUUACAAGAAAAUAAUAAUUCAUCAAUUAACUUAAUCAAUUCAAAUCGUACUUCACAAUUUGAUGAAAAUGGAAAUAGGCUAAUUGAAGUAGUUAAUGACUUAUUUGAAUAUUAUAAGGAUAUCGUUUCUCAAGCCUCAUUCGAUAAUUCAACCUUACCGAUUUGCUUAAAGAAUGCACAACCAAAAUCUAAAUGGAGCCGUACAGAUAUCAAUAUAACACCAUUACCUGUCAUGCCAAUUUCAUGUACAAUGAUGGGGAAAGGCCACCCAAAAGAUAAUGCAAGAAUUUAUAAAAUACCUCAAAAGGAUGUAACUCAUUAG
Molecule: messenger RNA, 2397 nt
Organism: Henningerozyma blattae CBS 6284
Lineage: Eukaryota; Fungi; Ascomycota; Saccharomycetes; Saccharomycetales; Saccharomycetaceae
Gene: POP1
Product: ribonuclease P/MRP protein subunit POP1
Exons: 1
Coding region: 1-2397 (798 amino acids)
Biological process (GO): tRNA 5'-leader removal
Cellular component (GO): nucleolar ribonuclease P complex; ribonuclease MRP complex
Source: RefSeq, a predicted model, not a curated record